Prunus armeniaca (apricot) is the source of this 588-nucleotide messenger RNA. The record is from the annotation of a GenBank genome assembly. NCBI's taxonomy places the organism in Eukaryota, Viridiplantae, Streptophyta, Magnoliopsida, Rosales, Rosaceae.
AUGGAGCUCCCGGAGCUGGAGCAGCUGCCGAAGAAGUCGGUGCGCGAACAGGCCGGACGUGCCUUCCGCCUCCAAGCUGCCGAUGUGGACCGGCAUGCGGAGGAGAACGCUGCCAAGAUAACCGAGCUAUCCUCCAGGUUGGCGGAGGCCGAAAGGGCGGCAGUGGAUGCCGAAGAGGCGAGGGCGAGGGCAGAGGCGGCGAAGGAGGUCGAGCGUCGAUCUCGGGCGACGGAGCUGGAGGAGGCCAAGAAACAGGCCAUAGCUGAGUACCGAAACUUGCCGGAGUUCGUGGCAUUGCUGGACAAGGAAAUGAUGGAGCAAUGCGAGGAUCUCAUCUACCGGUUCAAGCGCUUGAAUGCUGAUAAAAAACUGAACCUGAAAUUCUUCCGGGAUCCGCCGCCGUUGCCCGAGAGGAUAACCGAGGAGAUGGUCGAGGCGUACCUCAGGGAGGAUGCCGAAGUCGAUUCCUCGAGCGACUCAGAAUCGGACGGUGAGGAGGAAGAAACGACUCCCCCUACCGAGCCGUUGAGUGCUCGAAAUGAUGAGGGCGGGCCGGCACAGCCUGAGGCCGAUCCUCCAACUCCUUGA